This is a messenger RNA of Daphnia carinata, 1571 nucleotides long. RefSeq names its product leukocyte elastase inhibitor-like. The record is from RefSeq and is a predicted model, not a curated record. NCBI's taxonomy places the organism in Eukaryota, Metazoa, Arthropoda, Branchiopoda, Diplostraca, Daphniidae. The transcript has 7 exons. Gene Ontology annotation, molecular function: serine-type endopeptidase inhibitor activity. Bases 71 to 1411 code for a protein of 446 amino acids.
UCCAUCUGGCAAGAGUACGCGAACUCCUUAAGAAUAUUUUGUAGCACGGCAGCCUUGGCGUUGUUUUGACAUGACGCAGCCUGCGCACCGUCACUAUCAGCCACUUGAUGGUAGUUCCGGUUCCGUUUCAAGUGACUCACCUUUUCAGUCACUGAUACGUACUUUAUCUUGUGUGGCAACUACUGCUUUUCUAGUGAUCUGUCUAUACCAUAUUCCCACAAUGGCGUCAAUCUCCACAAAUCCACCAACUAUUGCUGAUCAAGCUAAAGCUGCAGCUGCACUUCAAAAAUUUUCAGUUACAUUAUUUCAGGCUGUAGGAAAGCAAUAUGCCCCAACAGACAAUGUUUUUAUUUCUCCUUUUAGUGUUGCUGCUGUUUUGAGUAUGGUAGGAGUAGGUGCCAGAGACAAUACAGCUUUGCAAUUAAAAAAGUCAAUGGGACUUACAAAUUUUGAAAAGGAAAAUGAAAAUAGUGAUAGAAUAAUAGGCAGCCUCAUUCAAAGCAUGAAGGGCGACGGAAAUUUCACUCUCGAAGCUGCUAAUCAGUUGUACGUGGCCGAUAAGUAUCAGCUACUUGACGAUUUCCAGCGAAAUUUAAAAGAAAAUUAUGGAGCGGAAGGGCAGAGCGUUGAUUUUGCUGUCGAUGCGUCUCGUGUGAAAAUCAACCAGUGGGUGGAAGAAUUUACACAACACAAAAUUAAGGAUCUUCUCCCUGAAGGAUCCGUCAAUUAUUUGACCAAACUUGUGCUGGUCAAUGCCAUAUACUUCAAAGGAAAUUGGAUGCGGAAAUUCGAUUCAACUCUGACUUUAAUGGAGCCUUUUUAUAUCGGAUCCAAAGAUAAAAAGAUUGAUGUUAAUAUGAUGCAUAUUGAUGCCGAUUUUCGAAGUGGAUACAUUGAGAGUCUGGAUGCUCGUAUGUUGGAGCUACCUUAUGUGGGCCGCAAAUUGAGCAUGUUUAUCGUUCUCCCGAACAAAGUCGACGGGUUGCCGGAAUUGGAAGCCAAAUUGCAUGAAACUUCUUUGGAUGAUUCCAAUGUGGAAAUGCGUAGUGCUAAACUUCAUGUUUCUCUACCAAAAUUCAAACUAGAAGCGGACGUUAAACUAAAGGAUAUUCUAAUCAGCAUGGGGAUAUCAGAUAUCUUUGACGAGAAAUCUGCUGAUUUUUCGGGUAUAUCCGGAGAGAAAGACCUUUACGUCUCCAAUAUAUUCCACAAGUCAUUCAUUGAUGUCAACGAAGAAGGAAGUGAAGCUGCAGCGGCUACAGGUGCCGUUAUGAUGACACGUAUGAUGAUGCUACCCGUGGAACCACCUGCACCGUUCGUCGCUGAUCACCCUUUUUAUUACUUCAUCCGCGACAAUACAACUAAAAUGAUCCUAUUUUCUGGACGUUUGGCUCAGCCUCCAUCCAGUUAAAUUCUUUUAGUCAUUUGGCAGUUAUGGCCUUAUUCUAAACUUUUAUGCACGCGUGAAAAUCAACAAAGCUGCACACUGUAUUACAUACAUUCCUUUGGAAUGUGAAUGCUUACGAUUUCCUAAUAAUCCUAUAGUCCUAUGUAAUCCAUUUAAUCCCAAA